Molecule: messenger RNA, 1804 nt
Organism: Cuscuta europaea
Lineage: Eukaryota; Viridiplantae; Streptophyta; Magnoliopsida; Solanales; Convolvulaceae
Source: the annotation of a GenBank genome assembly
CUGAAAACUGAUUCUGCUUCUCUUCAAAAAAGAAGCAGAAUCAGCGUUCCAAACACCCCCUUAUUUGUACGUAGAUUCCGCUUCUGCAAAUUCGUCACUUCUCUUCCACUCUCCACUCCGGCGGUAGAUGAAGCUCCUGCAUAAACUGUAAUUGGCCAACGCAUAAAAGGGAUGUCAUCGUCUUCAUCACCCGUUUCAGCACAAACUAUGGAGUCCCUAAUCCUCCAGCUUCACGAUAUCUCCGCCGUCAAGUUCGGAGAGUUCAAGCUCAAAUCCGGCAUCCUAUCCCCCAUCUACAUCGACCUCCGCCUCAUUGUCUCCUACCCAUCCCUCCUCCGUCAGAUUUCCCAGACCCUCACCGCCAUAGUCCCUCCUUCUGCUUCCACAUACGACCUUGUCUGCGGCGUUCCCUACACUGCCCUCCCCAUUGCCACCUGCAUCUCAACCUCGAACAAUGUUCCUAUGCUCAUGCGCCGCAAGGAGGUCAAGGACUACGGCACCGCCAAGGCCAUUGAGGGCGCCUUCAGCCCCGGCCAGGUAUGCCUCAUCAUCGAGGACCUUGUCACCAGCGGCGCCUCCGUUCUCGAGACUGCUGCCCCUCUUCGCGCCGCCGGGCUCAAUGUCACGGACGCCGUCGUCAUGAUUGACAGGGAACAAGGAGGUAGGGAAAAUUUGGCAGAGAAUGGAAUUGCAUUGCACUCCAUGGUGAAGUUGACUGAUAUGGUAAGGAUAUUGAAGGAGAAGGGAAGGUUGUCAGAUGAAACAGAGAAAAUGGUGAUGAAAUUCUUGGAUGAGAACAGGAAAGUGGCUGCACCUGCUGCAAAGGUAGAGAAAAAGGUUAAAUGCAGGAUACCAUUUGGGGAGAGGGCCAAAGUGGCUAAAAAUCCUACAGGGAAGAGGUUAUUUGAGAUAAUGGUGCAAAAGGAAACUAACUUGUGUUUGUCCGCUGAUGUUGCAACUGCGGCUGAAUUGCUUGAUUUUGCUGAAAAGGUUGGCCCAGAAAUUUGCAUGUUGAAAACCCACGUUGACAUAUUGCCUGAUUUCACCCCAGAUUUUGGCUCUAAACUUCGAUGUAUUGCUGACAAGCAUGGCUUCUUAAUCUUUGAGGACCGUAAGUUUGCUGACAUUGGCAACACUGUCACAAUGCAAUAUGAAGGUGGUAUUUUUCGUAUAUUGGAUUGGGCAGACAUAGUGAAUGCCCAUAUUAUAUCAGGUCCUGGAAUAGUUGAUGGGUUGAAACUGAAGGGUUUGCCACGUGGUAGAGGACUGCUGCUGCUUGCUGAAAUGAGUUCAUCUGGUAACCUUGCAAAGGGAGACUAUACAGCUGCAGCUGUGAAAAUCGCUGAGGAUCAUUCAGAUUUUGUGAUGGGCUUCAUCUCUGUCAACCCUGCAUCAUGGCCCACUGGGCCUGGUAGUCCAGGUUUGAUACAUGCAACUCCCGGCGUGCAGCUUGUGAAAGGCGGCGACUCUCUUGGCCAGCAAUACAACACCCCACAUUCUGUGAUUAGUGAACGAGGUAGUGACAUAAUUAUAGUUGGGCGUGGAAUUAUAAAGGCUGCAAACCCUGUAGAGGCAGCUAGGGAAUACAGGCUUCAAGGCUGGAAUGCAUAUUUGACUGACUGUAGUUAAGAAAGGAUGCUAUUUGUUAUGUUACGAACUCAUCCAUCAACCAUGUUUUUCCCUUCUAAUUUAUUGCCUAUGACACCAUUUAGACACCUGGCUCAACUUUUUGAAUUAAUAAAUAUAGAAUGGCGGGUAGAUAAUUUUCUCUGCCUCGGAUGAUGAAUAAUCUAUAAAAUCCAGA